Messenger RNA from Saccharomycodes ludwigii, 2931 nucleotides. RefSeq lists its product as uncharacterized. NCBI's taxonomy places the organism in Eukaryota, Fungi, Ascomycota, Saccharomycetes, Saccharomycodales, Saccharomycodaceae. The transcript has a single exon. Bases 1 to 2931 code for a protein of 976 amino acids. The record is from RefSeq and is a predicted model, not a curated record.
AUGAGUGAACAAAAGAGAAGAUCUUUUUUCCUAUUUGAUUCAGGUGAAAAUGUGAUAAAAAAGCUUUCUUCUACAGGCACAAAUAAUACACGUAAUAACAAAACCAGUGUUGAAAAUCACCUUAAUAAAAACAGCAGUGCAAAAUCAACUAAUAAAAAACAUUCUAGUUCAUCCACAAAGAAAAAUCACACCAUUAGUUCCAAUACUCUACACCGAAAUAAUAAAAGCAGUUCACACAGUCAAAAAAAAGUUGUGUCAAAUAUUUCAAACACAGAAAAAAAAAGUGUUUCUAAUUCAUCAUCCUCCACUAAUGUUACAGACAUUGAUAAUGAAGAGAAGAGUAAUUUAAAUACAAGGAAUAUAUCUAAUGACAGUAGCACUAGGACCUACAAUAAUAACACCGCCAAAAGAAAGGCAAGAAGACCACCUCCACCAACGAUUAAUUUGGAUAUGAUUUACAAAGAACAACAAAAACAAAAACAGGAACAAGAUAUAAAAAGCCCAACUUUUGAUCAGAAAAAAGCUAGUUUCAAUGAUUCCAACACAAGAGAUGAUACCAAAAACAACAAAAAAACUGAUGUCGAUAUGUUUGUUGAACAUUUAGAUAAUAUAAUUUCUACUGACGAUGACAAUGGUAGCUCCCUAAACCAUGUAUCAUUAAAAGGUACUACUAGUAAUUUACCUAAAAACAAUAUCAAUAAUAAUGAUGGUAGAAUAACCAAUAUCACUAAUACUGGAAAUGAAUAUUCGCCAGUUUCACCUUUACGACUAGAUUUGCAAGAAUUUAAUUUAUUAUCUACACCAUUAAAUCACAUUGAAGAUAAUAAUUUUGCAGAAAAUUUAUUAAAAGGCCACAAAGAAACAAGGGAAAUGACAACGGAUGAUAACCCUAUAAACAACGAUGUAACUGAAAAUAUGACGAAUUCAACAUCAGUAUCAGAGAGACCCAAUUCCAUGUGUGAUUCAUUUUCAAAACACUCGCAAACAAUUAGCGAUAACAAUCCAUUUAAAAAUGAUUUUUCAGUAACCAGCAACCUAUUAAAUGAAAUUACAAAUCACAAUUACAUUGAUACAGACACUAGAAAUGAAUUAAACGAUAACAUAUAUCAAAAGGAAGAGGAACAACGUUUCUUAUCUCCAAAAAAGGUAAAUAUUGGUAACAGGAAAAGUGCUAGUAAAUUGAGGGUGGUCAACGACAGUAAUGCCAAAUUCUACGUUCAUGACGACGAUGAUAAUGACAGUGAAAGUAGCUCCAAAGAAAUAUCUCCUGCAUUACAAAAUGGAAGUGGAAAUUUUUAUGUUGAUGGUUCUACAGAUAAUGAGUAUGGAUAUUAUUAUCAUGAUGACCAAUCAGAUCGUGUUUCUAAUAAUACUAAGUAUAGUGGGAGUAUUCUAGAGAAUCACAGGUAUGAUGUUAUAGACGAUAGAUUGACUCCCUUGAAAGUAGUAAAUGGUAUUAUUAGUGGUUUUAGCGAUGACGAGGAACAAGAUUCUAAAUUUGCUGAAAGGAAUUUUACUUCGAAUCGCCAAUCCUACCUCAAAGUAGUUAACACUGAAGGCGAUACCAAAGAAAGUAGUACAGAUAGUGAAGAACUUGAUGUAAACUCAACUAAUGAGAAUAGUAGUUUUCCUGAGGGUAAAAAUGCAUCAAAUAUCAAUUUGUCUCCAAUUGAUAACAAUAUUCUUUCAACAGCAUCUAACAAUAGAAAUUCUAUAACGCCCAUUUCGUCCUUAUCAUCUAGACCCAGUAGUUUUUUAAUAACAAAUACUUCUACCAAUAAUCGAGACACAAUUUCACCCUUCCCAAGCAAUAACAAGAGUAUUACAAGAGAUACCAAUACUUCUUCUAGUCUGGAAUCAGUUAGUAAUAGUAUUGAUAAUAAUGGAAAUAUCGGCGUAAGUAGUUGCUUAUCUAUGGAAUUGAAAAGCCAAUCCUCGGGCACGAGCAACAACAGUGAGAAUGCUGACAUAACACCAGCAACAUCGACCAGCACAAUACCGCAUUUUAGAUUAGUUUCGAGUUAUGUGGAAGAACUAAGAUUAAAAUAUUACCCGACAUCAAAUUGCUUGCAACCGCCGCCGGAUUUACCAAUUUCUUUGAAAACUAAAAAUAGUUUAGAACUACCUCAAAGAAAUAUUAAGGUUAGAAUAAGAACAAGUUCCAAACAGAUAGGUAUCAAACAUGGUAAAGCUAAACAAAAAUUGUUAACCUUAGAAGCACCUAGUGAGGAAGAUGAGUUAUUUUUCCCACCUCGUUCGAUGGGUGACGGGGGUAUGAGGACUUUAUCCAACGGCAAUAAUAAUAAUAAUAAUAAUAAUAAUAAUAAUAAUAAUGGGGUUAGUGAUCACGACAUCAAUGGUAAUCUUUUUGUUAAUGGGAAUAGACCUGAUCAUACCAAAGAGUUUCAUAAUUUUUUUGGUAAUAAUGGUAUGCCAUUAACUGAAGAAGAAGAAGAAAGGUUGAUCAUGAAUGAAAUACCAGGUGAAGAAGCUUAUGAUAGUGAUGAUGUAAUGGCACCAUUGAGAGAAAACCCUGGAAGAACUCGUAGUAGCACCAAAAUUAGUAAUGAUCUUCAUAGGGUAGAUAGUACGAAAAGUUAUUUCACAAGAAAUGCCAAUAGAUUGAGAAGUGGGACUUUGGACAAUACAUAUAUACCACCUAUAGGAUAUAUACCACCUAAUAAACUGUAUUCUCCAAAUGAGGUUAAUGAUACAAUAAAGGAUGGAAAUGUUGGUAAUUCUGGUGCCAAUAAUGGUAAUACUCAAAAUAGGACACGUAGUAACACUGCAAUUACCAAAAGGGGGAGUGGAAAUGGGUUGGUUGAUAAUUCAGAUGUGAUGAGCACAAUAACAAACACCACCGCAUACGAAUAUUAUGGUUCCUCCAACGGUUUACGUAUUGCUAAUCCAGACAAUAAAAGGGGAGUGUGA